Dentiscutata erythropus is the source of this 814-nucleotide messenger RNA. The record is from the annotation of a GenBank genome assembly. NCBI's taxonomy places the organism in Eukaryota, Fungi, Glomeromycota, Glomeromycetes, Diversisporales, Gigasporaceae.
AUGAAUCAAGUUCGCGAUCAAGACGAGAUGCGAUGGGUAAAUAAAUAUGAAGGAAAUCGGAUACCCUAUGAAUUACGUUAUGAAGCCGCUAAACUUCAAAAAGAUCUCAAUUUCGACGAAGCCCAAACAGAGCCAUCUUCACAUAUUGAUGAUGAGUAUGCUCGAGCUGGAAUACAUGAUCCUAAAGUACUCAUCACAACUUCACGUGAUCCAAGUAGCAGGCUCGCUCAAUUUGCAAAGGAAAUGCGUUUAAUUAUUCCAAAUUCACAACGUAUAAACCGUGGUAAUUAUGUUAUUAAAGAUAUGGUCGAUGCCUGCAGAGCCAACGAAGUCACCGAUCUAAUAGUAUUACAUGAACAUCGUGGCGAACCAGAUGGAAUGGUGAUAUGUCACUUUCCUUAUGGGCCCACCGCGUAUUUUUCUCUUCAUAAUGUUGUUCUUCGUCAUGAUAUUCAAGAUGAAGGCACUGUUUCACAAGUAUACCCUCAUCUAAUAUUCCAUAAUUUCAAUUCUAAUUUGGGUCGCCGAGUUACAAGUAUUCUUAAAUAUUUAUUUCCAGUUCCGAAGGACGACAGUAAAAGAAUAUUAACAUUUGCUAAUGAAAAUGAUUAUGUUUCUUUUCGGCACCAUGUGUACGUGAAAAUCAAUAAUAAGGAAGUACAGCUUGCUGAAGUAGGUCCUCGAUUUGAAAUGAGAAUAUAUGAAAUUAAACUGGGAACUGUGGAUCUAAAAGCCGCUGAUACCGAAUGGGUCUUACAGGUUAUAAUUAAUGAUGAGCAAUUUACGGAUAUUCCUCGUGAUAUGCAGCAUAGAG